UAUAAAAAUCAAAAUAGGUGAGAGAAAAUCCAGAAAUCUUCCCAAAAACAGAGAAAUGAAAGUGAAUGAUAAAGUAAAAUCGAAGAUGAAAGAAAAUAAUUCCGCCAUUUUUAUGCAACAUGCAAUUCUCUCUCUUCUCAUACUACUACUUGUACCUUCUUCCUAUGCUCGAUCAACCGUUGAUGAACCUUACGAUGUUCGUCAGCAUCUUUCUACUGUAACUAGAUAUGGAGCUGUAAAAGAUAUUGUGGAUAAUGAAUUUGUACCUUCUAAUAAAACUGAUGAUUGUACACCUGUGCAUAUCAAUCUUGUGGCAAGGCAUGGAACAAGAGCCCCUACUAAGAAACGAAUUAGGGAAAUGGAUAGGCUAGCCACUUCACUGCAAGCACUUAUAGCAAAUGCAAAAGAACGCAAAUUAUCUUUGGAUAAUGUUCCUGCUUGGCUAUUUGAAUGGACAUCUCCAUGGAAGGGAAAGGUAACAGGUGGAGAAUUGAUUGUCAAGGGAGAAGAAGAACUCUAUGAUCUUGGAAUCAGGAUUCGAGGAAAAUAUCCAAAUCUAUUAAAUGAUGAUUACCACCCUGAUGUGUAUACCAUAAAAGCAACUCAGGUUCCUCGGGCAUCUGCUAGUGCUGUGGCUUUUUCAAUGGGGCUUUUCAGUGAGAGAGGAAGCCUUGGGCCAGGAAAACAACGAGCUUUUGCUGUUAGUACAGAAAGUCGUGCUAGUGACUUAUUGCUGAGGUUUUUUGAUACCUGCCAAAGCUAUAAGAACUACAGGAAAAAUGAGGAGCCUGCUGUUGAGAAGAUAAAGGAGCCUAUUUUUAAUGAAAUCACUCAUGCCUUAAUCGGACGCUAUGGAUUAAAUUUCACCAGACAUGAUAUAUCUUCUCUCUGGUUUUUAUGCAAGCAGGAAGCAUCAUUGCUAGACAUAACUAAUCAAGCUUGUGGUCUUUUUAAUCCAACUGAGCUUGCUCUGCUGGAGUGGACAGAUGAUCUGGAGGCCUUUGUAUUGAAAGGAUAUGGAAAAUCUGUGAACUACCGCAUGGGAUUGCCUUUGCUUAAAGAUGUAGUUGAGUCCAUGGAGCUUGCUAUCAAGGCUAAUGAAGCUCUUCCCAUUGGGAGUUAUGAGAAGGCAAGGCUUCGAUUUGCUCACGCUGAGACUGUGGUUCCAUUUUCAUGUCUUCUUGGUCUCUUUCUUCAAGGAUCUGAAUAUAAUCUCAUUCUUAAGGAAACACCAUUGGAGCUCCCUCCUAUGCCUCCCAAAAGGCGAACUUGGAGAGGUAGUGUCGUGGCUCCAUUUGCUGGGAACAACAUGCUUGUACUUUACAGUUGUCCUGCCAGAAAGAGCAAGUAUUUUGUUCAUGUACUGCAUAAUGAGCAUCCAGUACCUUUACCGGGCUGCGUCAACUCUGACUUUUGUCCAUUUGAAGUUUUCAAGGAAAGGAUACUUGAGCCUCAUAUGAAGGAUGAUUAUCAGGCCAUCUGCACGGUGAAGGAUGUUGUGCCAAUGCCUGCAUACAGCAAGUUUUCAUCGCUGUUUGGUUGGCUGUUCUCCUGGCAGGGUAAUGCAAAGGAUUCUGACAAAGCCGACUUAUAAUGGGCCUCAUUCCUAUAAAGGGGUUCUGCCUACUCUUGGUUUUGAUACUCUUAUCUGAACAAGUCAUCAUUUGAUUUCAGCUGCUGGAUCCAUAUAGCAGAGUUCUUUUUUGGUUGAUCUUUCUGCUCUUCUGCAUUGAUUUUGCGGAACACAAAUAUGGAAGCAUCAGCAACUUCACUAUGCAGGACUGCUGUUGGCCUCAAUGUUAGAUCUGGAGUUCAGUUCUUAACAAAUGAAGAGUGAUUUACCUGGUGACAGUGAUGGGAGUGAACUUCACCGAUGCUUGCUGCCUCUGCCUAGCUGUGUUUUAUACUGAAGAAUGUUCACUUGAUUUUAGUUAUUCAAAUCAGAAUUCCUUUUUUUUUUUUUUUUUGAAACAUUUUUGUGUUUGUGACUUUAAAUAACUAAAACUUAAAAAAUUUAGAACUAAUUUAAUUUUUUAGUACUAAUUUAAUUAAGAUCUGAUUGAUACAACUAUUCUAAAUUAAUUCUUUACAUUACUCU
Molecule: messenger RNA, 2098 nt
Organism: Chenopodium quinoa (quinoa)
Lineage: Eukaryota; Viridiplantae; Streptophyta; Magnoliopsida; Caryophyllales; Amaranthaceae
Product: multiple inositol polyphosphate phosphatase 1-like
Exons: 11
Coding region: 56-1594 (512 amino acids)
Molecular function (GO): inositol phosphate phosphatase activity; acid phosphatase activity
Source: RefSeq, a predicted model, not a curated record